CAAAAUUUUAGAUGAAAGGGCUUUUGGAUUUUGGAUGACGCUCCAAAUCACGUGUUCAUAGGAAAUACACUCGCUAUAAUUUUUGGAGCUGCCUCGUCCCGCACCGCCGACCGUAGUUGUUUUGCCGUCUCCAUACAGUGAAGCAGAGGGGUGGAAAGGUAAUGUAAUGUAAUGUACCUUGCCGUGGUCAAUGACGGGUUCACGCCAGUUCACCGGGUUCACUUAAGGAGAGCUCCCACCCCCUGCUCGCCUCCUCUUCUUCAAAACGCAACGAUCGGAGCCAAUCCAAAAUAAUACAUUAAUAGCUACAUUCAUGUCGGAUUCUAUUUUUCCCACCGACUGUUGAGGAUCCUUGGUGCUGGCAAACUUGUCCAUGUGACUUGAGUCCUUAACUGGCAGUGGGCAUGAAGCAACACUGUGAUAUCAUAGUGGCUGGUCCAUGACACUAAACUUCAUUCAACCCUCUCCACUCUCCACCCACCCACUGUUUUCAUCAUACUGGACAGGCAACCAUUCACUCUCCCAUCAACAGAAAGCUGUGCAAUGGCUAGCAAGAGGAAAUCCACUGUACCCUGCAUGAUACCAUCAAAAUCCAAACAUGUGCGUGAGGAAAUCAUUCUGGGCUCACUACCAGAGCUCCUACCAACAAUCCCAGAAGAUAGCAUACUCAGCAUCUCUGGAGAGGAGUCUGGCCAUUUCUCUCACAGCUCCUCCACAUCAGAAAGUGGCAUUGAGAUGCAGAAAGGAGGUACAUACAGCUGUCCAAAGUGCCGUUUUGAGUCCAGAGAUCUAAACUACUUUUUGGAUCACAUGCACAAUUGCCAUUUAGACUUCAGGGCCCAGCCCACCUUCUACUGCCUGAACUGUGGGGUGUCAGUUGUUCGCUUUGAGGCACUAGCUCUGCAUAACGCUAAUGCCCAUCCUAAGAUAAUGGAGGGCUUGACCACUGCCUCCCUAACUGUCAACCAGAGGGAUGGAGUAACAACUGUGGAGCAAAGCCUCUUUGAGGACAACAGAGGAGAUUACAGAGAAUCUGGGAUCUCCCUCACCAAAACACCAAUUGCAAAGAUGAUGAAAGCCAAGGGGGAGCACAAAAAGAUUGUGGUUUCUCAUACUGUUGAGGUACGAAAAAAAGACAAUGGAAAGGAUAUAGACCCCAGCAUGCUGACUAAUGUGCCUGAACUCCAAAACGGGGUUCCCAGUGUUUCUGGAGCCCCAGCUAUGCCGAGGACCACUGUCACUCAUGUGAUUAAGACGACAGUGCCCAACCAAGUCUUUCACCAGCACACUCCUUCCCUUUACUCUCCCCCUUCCAUUGAUUCCAAUAAAGACCUUCCAAAGGUGAUGAUCCCUCUCAGCAGCAUCCCUACCUACGAUGCUGCUAUGGACACCAGCAGCUUUCUCAAGACAUCCUUUGGCAAGUUCCCCUACCCAACCAAAGCUGAACUCUGCUACCUAACAGUGGUCUCAGAGUUCCCAGAGGAGCAGAUCAAACUGUGGUUUACUGCCCAAAGGCUCAAGCAGGGCAUAAGCUGGUCACCUGAAGAGAUUGAGGAGGCCAGAAGGAAGAUGUUCAACACUGUGUUCCAAGGUGGAGCACCUCAAAAGCAACCUCCUACACAACGGCACGUCAAUCACAUUGUAACCCACCACACUGUAACUGCUAAUCCAGGCUCAAAAGGACCAAACUUUCAAAUGGCCAAAGUACCAUACGGCAGUUUGAAAACCAGGCCUGGUGGAGUCCUAACCACACAGGCAAGCUUGUCAACCAAUCCCAAUGUCACUAGGGUCUCAUAUUCUACUCCAAUUGUUCCCCAAAAGUUUCCAUCUGCAAUCAGAACAACAAAGGUACCCACCAAGAAUGCCCAACCCACUGUGGAGCCAGACAAGACCAAUGGCCUCAGCCUGGACAUUGCUGGAAGCAGCGGAUGUGUUAGUAGCACCAGCAGCAGUCGAAGCAGCAGUAGCAGCAGUAGUUGCAGUAGCAGCAGCAGCAUCAGCAGCUAUUCCAGCAGUAAUAAUGGUGUUGAGACGUUCACCAGGAAACCAGUUCAAAACAGCAGCCCAACCAACAGCAUUAAGAGCAUCACCGCUUGCUCUACAAACAUUAGCAACAAUGAUGAGCACUGUGUUGCUGACACAAAUGGAAGACCAAAUGGUAAAAGUAACAGUGUACCAAUUGGGUUGGGAGAUUCAAACAGUACCAAGAGUCAAGUGAUCAUUGAUAAUACCAGCAAAUUCAGCACCCCUAGUCACAACAGUGGCAUCACUAGUACACAAGAACAGACCCAUGCCACAAAGAGUGACGAUGAACAAAACAACUACAUUUACAAGACCAAUAUCAGCAGUAUUAGCAAUGAGUACCCCAGUUCUACUUGUAAUGACAGUGUCCCUUACCUGAACCAUGCCAGCAAAUCCCCAACUGAAAGCACCAGCACCACUGUCAUUACAAAAAGCAGCUCAUUAAUUUUAGAUGAGCGUAAAGGUAACAAGGACUUUCCCAUGAAAGGUAUGUCAAUCCUACAACAACUCAUCAAGGAUGAUGACCCAUAUGCAAGGGACAGAAGCUGUCCAGAGCUGAAAGUUGACCCAAUUAAGAUCAGUUUCAAGAGGCUGAAGAUGAAUGAACCAGAGACUACAUCUGAGAUUGUGCAUGACGAAAAUAAGUCUGAAAUAGCUGAAGUGUCUGCUUCUCAACCAUCUUUCUCACCGCCUUGGGGUAACAAGACUCCUCAGCAGCUACACAUCCUCAGACAGGUUUUCUCCAACACCCGCUGGCCAAGCAGUCAGCAGUACGAGGACUUGAGCGGCCAGACAGGCCUUCCUAAGUCAGAAGUGGUGCGUUGGUUCAGCGACAGCCGGUACAGCCACAAGAACGGGCAGCUAAAGUGGCUGGAGAACUAUCAACGACCAUCCACAGAUUCAGAGGAAGUAAGGGGCCACGGAGAUGUUGAAGUUGAGUCACCAAAGGACUCUCCAGUGGCAAAAAAGAAACUUGUUGAGAAAGACUUGAACAGGCACCUUAAAGGAGAAGAUGGACUUAACUCAGGGCAGCGGGUUGUGUGGCAAGGUUCAUACUCACCGCUGCUGGAUCUGAUGGGGCCCGGGGAGAACAACGACCAAGGCCAUGCUGAGGAUUCAGCACAGCCAGGAGUCCUGCAGGAUCCAUGGUCAGAGAGAGCAGAGGACAACCAGCAGCCAGUGGCCAGUCAGUCACUCAUUGAACAGCAGGCUGAUGCCAAUCAGGCGAGGGAUCGCCUAAGGAUGGAGCUGCUGGAGGUGUGAUCAAGCAGAGCCAAUCUCGCCAGAGGAAAAUGAUGUUUUAAGGCUGGCUAACUCCCCUGGCCGUGGUCUAAAAAGAGUGUUCAUAAUGACAGCAGAUGUGAUUGUAGCUGGACCGUUGGACUCUGACUGUAACUGUGAAUACCCCCCAGCCCUCCUCCUUCUCUGCGUCCUCCUCCUCUUCCAUCUGCCAUCACUUCCUGCCAUCGUCAAAAGAAAGAACUUCUCACCUUUGAGUCCUGUGAUGUUUAAGCCUUUCAUGCUUCUUUGUGGUUGUGUGGGGAGGGUGCACAAUAAGGUCAGUAAGAGGGAUCAAAGAAAAGAGAGACAAAAAGACGCACACUGACUGGAAAACUGACUUGAAUGAGCGAAGAUAGGAUAAGAUAAGGCAGAGAGAUAUUGUUUUUGGUCAGAGGGAGAAAUAUAAAUAUAUGAUUGAAACUGCACUAUAACAGAGGGUUUGUACUGACCGGACAUACGAAAGAUGUGUCAAGGAAAUGUUAUUGUUGGCUUUGUGAUAUUUUUUACUUUUUUAGCAACCAGUACUUCAGCACUGCCUUGAAUUUUACUUUUUCCGUUUUUUGGGGGUUUUUCAAUUCUAUUUACUCUUCUAUAGUCACUGUAAGUCCAGAUGCAAUCAAACAUGGUUUAUUAAGAUCUGUAUUAAUGUUGGUGAUCACUUUGCAGUUCAGCUACACGCAAGAGACUAUAUACAAUGCACUAAUGAAGACAGCAAUGCUAAAAAUCACACUGCCCCACUGCAAAGGUAUUGACAGCUCUGUCAAGAUCAAUACACUACACUGCCCUGCAAAGUGAACAGAGAGAAGCCUGUCACGCUAACGUUGCCUUACUAAGCUCUGUCCAUGUGUUUAUAUGACUGAUCUGUCCAUCACCUUGCUUUCCAGCUAUUGUGCUGUCCUGAAAAUACAAAAAAAAAACAAAAACAAAAAAAACCUGCCAGUGCAACAAUGGUCACUGUUCGUCAAUAUCUGUGAAAAAAAAAAAAUCUUGUGCUGCUUUCUGUACACUUGGAUAUGUUUAACUUUAAGCUGUAAUUGUAUCAAAUAUUGUUACUGGCAAAAUGUUUCAAACAAAAUUAUCAAUUUGAUCCCUAGACACUGACAGAGUGAGAUAUUGUGCUAGCUAGAGAGCCAAAUGAGGAGAUCUUUGCUCUCCUUUGAAUUUUGUUGUGUUUCUAUAAACAUACAGUCACUACAUGAAUCCUAUUAAGCUGCAUCUUUGUCAAGCUGCUAAUAGCUAAGAACGGUGCUAUACCAUCCAAAGUGAAAUUGGAGGUUGAUCUCCUACCAGCAGUGUAUGCACUUGUGUCGAAUGUUACAAAUUUAUUUUGGUUCGCGAUUAAUGGAAUCUGGACUUACGGUGUUAUGAUCACAUAAAAACUUUUAUGAAAUAGUCUGAUCAUAAAGCACUGUUGUAUCAUCCUUUCUACACUUAUGAAUCUUUACAGAAUAAACUGAAUACACACCAA
Molecule: messenger RNA, 4771 nt
Organism: Labrus mixtus (cuckoo wrasse)
Lineage: Eukaryota; Metazoa; Chordata; Actinopteri; Labriformes; Labridae
Gene: zhx3a
Product: zinc fingers and homeoboxes 3a
Exons: 3
Coding region: 544-3285 (913 amino acids)
Biological process (GO): regulation of transcription by RNA polymerase II
Cellular component (GO): nucleus
Molecular function (GO): DNA binding; DNA-binding transcription factor activity, RNA polymerase II-specific
Source: RefSeq, a predicted model, not a curated record